CUUCACCUCAUUUCGCCCUCACAUUCCACGCAUUCACACACCAUUCUCAAUCGCGACGGUCCCCAGAGGCUAAUGCUACGCUUUGCUCAAUCGUCGUCAGCUUCUCCUGCCAAUCACAUGGACCUCAGCGUGCUGGAACGGCAAAGAGCGCAACUCCAACGCCUCUACCACCAGCAGCAACAGCAGAGUUGGCACAACCAAGAAAAUGAUUGUUUCGACUUGCUCUCGGUUGUUUCCAACAGUAAUGACUCGUCCAGGACGAAGGCAGUGGUUCCAAAAUCUGAUCAGCAAUGUAACAGUAGCUUGGCGAAUAGAGAAGCCAACAACGUCUCGUGUUCGCUCAAGAAAAGGAAAGCUGAGUUUGAUGUCGAAGAGGAUGGAAAGGAGAAAGGGGUUCUGGCAGAAGAGGAGAAAUCGGAGAUUACUAUGAAAACUGAAAGGGAAAAUUCAUCCAACACUUGUUCCAAGGUCUCUGAGGUUCAGAAGCCUGAUUACAUUCAUGUCAGGGCGAGACGGGGCCAGGCGACUGAUAGCCACAGCUUAGCAGAAAGAGCAAGGAGGGAAAAGAUCAGCAAGAAGAUGAAGUGUCUGCAAGAUUUAGUCCCAGGAUGUUAUAAGGUCACAGGCAAAGCCGGAAUGCUUGAUGAAAUCAUUAACUAUGUUCAAUCCUUACAAAAGCAAGUCGAGUUCCUUUCUAUGAAACUGGCUGCUGUAAAUCCGAGGCUCGACUUCAGCAUCGAUAACAUCUUUGCAAAAGAGAUUCCGGCAUAUAUAGCCAGUUUACCAGCAGCGCAAUUUGAGGCCGCCAAUUCAACGUGCUUGCAGUAUAACCCGAUGCAACCAGGACCCUCAAAUUGCGGGGUGGAUAUAGCAAUGGAUCGAUCUCAAAUGCUGCCACCACGACCAGGAACCUCUUCUUUGCCAAUCCCAGAAGCGUUCCUCGAUUCUUCUUGCAUCUCUCAAUUGCAGCAACUUUCAGGCUGGGAAUCAGAUUGGCCGAGUAGCCUAUUCAAUGCCGGCUUUCAUUAGUUAAAGAACAUCCAUAUUUUGCCUAUUUAUCAUCAUUCUGCCUUUUGUACCCUCUCAAGAACUAAUCCCCCACCACCUCCAGCACUCAACAUGGCAAGAACAAGCAUAAUUUUGGGCAACAUAUAUUAGCAGCAGCAGCAGAGGCAUUCUUUUUCAUGGACAACUUGUAGAAUAUGUUUGUAUUUUCCUAAACAGUUCUCAUUCUGGCAAAGAAACUCAUGUAUAGUACCUACAUAUUUGAUUUGUUAGAAAGUAUAUAAUAACUUAUUUAUCCUCA
This is a messenger RNA of Sesamum indicum (sesame), 1306 nucleotides long. The record is from RefSeq and is a predicted model, not a curated record. Lineage: Eukaryota; Viridiplantae; Streptophyta; Magnoliopsida; Lamiales; Pedaliaceae.